GCUGUGUCUGUUGAACCCGGUGAAUAGGUAUAUAUAGGGCUCCGCUCGUGUUCUCACAACCUCUCUGUCGGACUCGUCAACCUAGUUCAUCGCCAUCCACCAUCCGCCGUUAAAAGAAAAGAGUCAUGAAGCUGUCCCUGGUUUCGGUCUUGGCAUACAGCCUCGCUGUAGAGGCACACUGCAUCUUCCAGAAACUGUCCGUCAACGGCCAGGAGAGCGGCUCUCUGGUUGCCCUCCGAGCACCAAACAACAACAACCCAGUGCAGGAUGUCAACAGCCAGAACAUGGCAUGCGGCCAGCCGGGUUCUACUUCACAGGAGAUCAUCAAUGUCGCGCCCGGUGACAAGAUCGGUUCAUGGUGGCAGCAUAUCAUCGGUGGUGCACAGUUUGCCAACGACCCGGACAACCCGAUCGCAAAGUCCCACAAGGGCCCCGUCAUGGCCUACCUUGCAAAGGUGGACAACGCCGCCUCGGCCUCGCUCAGUGGACUGCAGUGGUUCAAAAUUUGGGAGGACACCUUCGACACUACCAGCCUCCUGUGGGGUGUCGACAACAUGAUCGCCAACAACGGAUGGACCUACCUCACCCUGCCCGAGUGUAUCGCUCCUGGGCAUUACCUCCUGCGCGUGGAGAUCCUGGCCCUGCAUUCGGCAAAGAGCCAAGGAGCCGCCCAGUUCUACCAGUCGUGUGCUCAGAUCAACGUCUCCGGCUCGGGGACCUUUACGCCAUCGUCAACCGUCACCUUCCCGGGCGCAUACCAGGCGAACGACCCUGGCAUCCUGGUAAGCAUCUACGGCAAGUUGGGCGCUCCGGACAAUGACGGCCUCCCGUACGCGGCUCCAGGGCCGGAACCCAUCACCUGCUAGACCUGGGAUAUAUACAUAAGGCGUUCCCGGGCGAGGAUGCAUUUGCAUGACUGCUUUCCUUACACAUUGUCUAUUACAUUCGCGAGUAAAAGCAGCCCCUAUUACAAGUCAGCUUUACACUGUGCUGGGAGGUUGCAGUGAGGAUAUUCUAGCCACAGCGUCUUACAUACCUACCUAUAUACCUUACGUAUUAAGAGUGACAUAU
This is a messenger RNA of Phialemonium atrogriseum, 1071 nucleotides long. RefSeq names its product glycoside hydrolase. The transcript has 2 exons. NCBI's taxonomy places the organism in Eukaryota, Fungi, Ascomycota, Sordariomycetes, Cephalothecales, Cephalothecaceae. Bases 126 to 866 code for a protein of 246 amino acids. The record is from RefSeq and is a predicted model, not a curated record.